AUGAAGCUGGAUGCAACAGAUCUGAGAUAUGUCACCUCGGAGGAGUUCCGAGUCCUCACCGCUGUCGAAAUGGGCUCGAAAAACCAUGAAAUUGUCCCCACACACUUGAUAGUCCAGAUAUCGGGGCUUCGAGGAGGAGGAGUAAACAAGCUCAUUGGUUCUCUGGCGAAGAGAAACCUUAUCUCCAAGGUUCAGAACGCAAAAUACGAAGGAUAUCGCCUUACAUAUGGAGGGUACGAUUACCUGGCUAUGCGCGCAUUGUCCAAGAGGGACAGCAUGACGUCUGUUGGGAAUCAAAUUGGCGUUGGAAAGGAAUCCGACAUCUAUGUCGUUGCCAAUGCUGAAGGCGACGAGAUGGUCCUAAAACUCCACAGACUAGGACGAAUUUCUUUCCGGAGUAUCAAAACAAAGCGAGACUAUAUGGGUAAACGAAAAUCUGCAUCCUGGAUGUACCUCUCGCGUCUCUCCGCGCAGAAAGAAUAUGCCUUCAUGAAAGUGCUUUAUGAACAUGGUUUCCCCAUACCAAAGCCCAUCGACCAAGCCAGACAUUGCGUACUGAUGGAAUUCAUAAAUGCCUACCCGUUGCGACAGAUAUCAGAAGUGCCGUCUCCAGGAAAGCUCUAUUCCACGUUGAUGGACCUCAUCGUCCGCUUUGCACAAGCAGGCCUUAUCCACGGCGAUUUCAACGAAUUCAACAUCCUCAUUCGGGAGGAAACAGGCGAACCCGUGGUCAUUGAUUUCCCUCAAAUGGUUAGCACGUCUCAUGAGAACGCAGAAUGGUAUUUCAACCGCGACGUAGAAUGCAUCCGCACAUUCUUCCGACGACGGUUCCGCUACGAAAGCAAUCUUUAUCCUCGUUUCAAAAGGACCAUGGCUGAAGGGUCUGCAGAUGGCAAUGAUUUCCGUUUAGAUGUCAUCGUGGAGGCCAGCGGAUUCAGCAAGAAUGACAUGAAGGUGUUGGAGGAGUACAUGGAGGCUGCGGAUCUGGAGGAAGAGGGAACAGGAGAUGAAGAGGAUGAGAGCGAGGAGAGCGAGGAGGAGGAAGAGGAGGAAGAGGAGGAAGAGGAGGAAGGAGAGGAAAGCGAGGAAGGCGGCCUUAGUAUGCCUGCGCAAAGGACAUACGAUGGUCCUUCAGAAGGGGAAUCACGGCAAAAGACCUCCGAGAGCACCCAGCAGGAAGAUGGAACGCCUGACAUUUCCGUCCUGAACAUAUCAAGGGAGUCUUCAAGGUCAGCUUCUCCAGAACCCGACACCGUCAAGGAUGAUAUCAAGGCGAGGGCAGCUGCCGAAGUCUCGAAGCGGCAGAAUCAACAAAGACGCAAGUAUCACUCCAAAAAGUCUGUUCGAAAUGCGGGCCGUCCACAGGGUAGCAAGGGGAAACAGGAUACACGAGUCAAACUGGAUAGUUUCUGGGCGUAA
This is a messenger RNA of Coprinopsis cinerea okayama7#130, 1419 nucleotides long. RefSeq names its product atypical/RIO/RIO2 protein kinase. Bases 1 to 1419 code for a protein of 472 amino acids. The transcript is spliced from 9 exons. Gene Ontology annotation, cellular component: nucleus; cytosol; preribosome, small subunit precursor. The record is from RefSeq and is a predicted model, not a curated record. Lineage: Eukaryota; Fungi; Basidiomycota; Agaricomycetes; Agaricales; Psathyrellaceae. Gene Ontology annotation, biological process: protein phosphorylation; maturation of SSU-rRNA. Gene Ontology annotation, molecular function: ATP binding; protein serine/threonine kinase activity.